Molecule: messenger RNA, 2307 nt
Organism: Symbiodinium sp. CCMP2456
Lineage: Eukaryota; Dinophyceae; Suessiales; Symbiodiniaceae
Source: the annotation of a GenBank genome assembly
AUGCCUUCUAAACAGGCAGAGGCUUGUGUCCCACGUGCUGAACUGCACGUACUUGACGAGGGCCCUGUGGAAGCCUGCGAUGGCGAUAAGCGGGAAGAGCUGCAACUCACACUGGGGGAUUCUGCCGAAGCCCAGACUGCAGUUCGUUACGGCAGAAGCACAUCACGGAUUGACGUCCGCAACAUCGGUCCUGAUGGCUGCCUGCAGUCGAGCCAGGUUGGUGGGAAUUCAGCAAAAGAGAUGGACUGUCCAGGGGUUCAGGGAGAAGAUCGCGAAGCUGNNGAGGAGGAAGCUCGCACGCCUGUCUUCGCGACCGUAGAUGUAGACGUUGGGUUAGAGUUGGAGGGCGAGCAAGCGCCGGGUGAGUCAAUUGCAUGCGCAGAGCUUGCUGGUGCCGAACCACGCAAUUCGGAUCCAGAUGUCGAUAUCCCAGCUAUGCCAGCAUCCGUGCCAUCUGAUUGCAAGAUCACCGAUGCACCACAAUGCAUGGCAAGCAUUGAAUCGGAGGAGGCUGUGCAAGAGCUUUCCAAGGGCAUUGCGGAAUCUACAUCCAAACCGGCUGUUGUAGAUUCGCCAAGCAUCACCAGCGCAGAAGAUGCAAACACGGGGCUGCAUCAGCAGGACGAGAGUGAGUUCGGCCUGAUUUUGCAAGACAGGCUUUCUGCAGCAUGUGAUGAGCCCUUUGAGGGGAGGCUGUGCGGAAGCGACGGAGAUUUCUUGCUGGGCUUGUGCCAAGACAAGCUCGCACCUGUUUCUGACCGCACGGAGGUCCCGCAUCGCACCGUCGGGAACAUGGCCGCAGACUUGGAGCACAUCGACGACGGAGCUGUGCGCAAGGAUUCCAGACAUGCUGAACUGCACGUACUUGACGAGGGCCCUGUAGAAGACUGCGAUUCUGCUUUAACAGAGUCUGGCGAUAAGCAGGAAGAGCUGCAACUCACACUGGGGGAUUCUGCCGAAGCCCAGACUUCAGUUCGUUACGGCAGAAGCACAUCACGGACUGACGUCCGCAACAUCGGUCCUGAUGGCUGCCUGCAGUCGAGCCAGGUUGGUGGGAAUUCAGCAAAAGAGAUGGACUGUCCAGGGGUUCAGGGAGAAGAUCGCGAAGCUGCCAUUUCACUCACUGAUGCACUCGAGGAGGAUGCUCGCACGCCUGUCUUGGCGACCGUAGAUGUAGACGUUGGGUUAGAGUUGGAGGGCGGGCGAACGUGUUCCAAGCUGGCUGUUGCCGGGCCAGGCAGUUCGGAUCUGCAUGUCGAUAUACCUUUGCCGACUCUGCCAGCGUCCGUGCCAUCGGAUAGCGAUGCCGUCGAUCCUGAGUUGAGCACAAGGCAACAGCAAGAUGCAUCCGAGGCGUCUGCCAGCUUCCUUGAGGCCACCAAUGAGCUGCCUAUGUGCGCAGACUGUGCAGCUUCUGGUUUAGACUCGCGGAGCUUCGCCAGUGCCACCAGUGCCCUGCCCGAUCAGCAGAUGCUUACGGUUGGUUCAGCUGGAGCGAGCAAUUUGCCGGCUUCCAGCCAUGCCGCAGACAGCCGAACGAAGCAGAUUGAGCCAGCGCUGCGUCAUUCCCCCUCCACUUCAUGCCUGAGUUUGAAGACUUCAGUGGCUCGGAAGGAUAUGAAGGAUUGCCGGUCGAGCGAGGCGCCGAAGCCGAAGAACAAACCCUUCGAGUCCCGGCCGGUCCCGGUGUCGAAGAAGCAGCCCGAAGGGGCCACCAAAGUGCGCCCUUCGAGACUUACAGCGGGUUCCCUUCCUUCGCAGCCGCACCACAAGGAGCCGACAGCGACAAGCCACGCUCCGGAGAAGGAGAAGGCCAGCCAGUCUAAGAAGGACGUCCGCGAGUUCUGGCAGGCUUUGGACAAGAAGGCCGUGGAGUCGGAAAAGACCAGCAGGAUACCGCGACCCAGGAUCCCCGGCACGGCAACAUGCGGCGAGGCCGCUGCUCCGCAGGCCUCGUCGACCAUCGCAGCGGAGAAGAGAGGCGAACCGCGGGAUCGACCUUCCGAGCCGCGGCUGCCAUCGAAGAAGACCCUGGCUCCCAGCAAGAUUCCGCGCCCGCGGCUCCCCACGGGUACGAGCAGGGCUCCGGCAGGGCAGGAGGAGCGCCCGAAGCCCAAGGCCAGAGCGUUGUGCAAGGUACUCACGCUCAGAGCUUGCAGGGGCCACCAUGCUUUUGUCCAGGUACCAGACAGGAAGGCUGCGGCCAUGGAGAGAGCAGACACCAUCCCAGCAAGGAGCCUGCAUGCCUCUGCCAUCCUCUGCCCCUGCGUGACAGAAAGGGAAUGUCGAGUUGAGUCUAAAGUCUAA